GGUCGUGGGGUGAGAACAGCAGGUAGUGUCACUUUGCAAGUCAAUAACUAUAUACGAAAUCAAAUUUUAUGAUUAGGUACUCAUAUUUUUAAGUUAUUUUAUAGUCAUUAUUCAUUAAACGUGUCGCCAUAAUAUACCGUAACUAAUAAUACUUUCCGAGCAGUCGACCACCGAUAUUUCAAGAUGACGUGGAGAGACAACGUGAAUACUCAGGUGACGUGCACCGUACUGCUGUUGAUCGGGGCGGUGUUCGUUGUCAACGUCGGAGCGUCCACCAAGUACACGCUGCUCGGCAAGAACCAAAUCGAAGUGACUACGUCGACGGUGACGUGCAAGAACGGCAAUCCCGUGUCGGUGACCUCCGGCGUGAAGGGUGAGCUGUACGUGCUGUCGACGACCAGGACGAAUUUCUCGGGCGACAAGUGGAAGAGGCGGAUGGCCGAGUUGGACAGGGAGUCGGACGACGAACAGGGGCACGUGGUGGCGUCCGUUUUCGGCGGGCCCGUCGAGACAUGGAACCUGGUGCCGCAGCACCGGAGCGUCAACAGGAAGAUCAACGCGCAGAGCAGCCUGCUCAACCGCUGGGACGAGUUCGAGAAGUGGACGCGUGAACAGCUGGGCAAAAAGAACGGCGCCCCGGUCAAGUUUUCCAUCAAGAUAAAGUACGCGGCCAACAACGGAUGCAGGCCAAUCGGUUUCGAAAUCGACGCCACCAGCAAAGCGGGACCUGGGUUCCAGGGGAAAUUCGACAACGGCCCUUACGGGGCUUUCGCCACCGCCAGCAAAAAAACGACGAAGAAAAAGCCGUGAUGCAGACCGGCAACCCAUGUAAUGGUCCGCCAACGAUACGGUUUCUGUGAUGGUUACUGAUUCGCCAUUUUUAUUCCAUAAUAUUAUACUAACAUUUAUAAAUCUUUUUUUUACAUUUAUAAGUUUUAAUUACCGUAACACGGAGUUGUUCACUUUAUACACAUUUUGAAUAUUAUUUGUUUAUUUGUGUAUAUAAAAAAAGUAUUUGAGUUAAAA
Messenger RNA from Myzus persicae (green peach aphid), 1026 nucleotides. RefSeq lists its product as uncharacterized. The coding region runs from base 184 to 810 and encodes 208 amino acids. Lineage: Eukaryota; Metazoa; Arthropoda; Insecta; Hemiptera; Aphididae. The record is from RefSeq and is a predicted model, not a curated record. The transcript is spliced from 2 exons.